ACUCCCUUCACUUUCAUAACACUUCAAUUGUCUUUGCAAUGGUAUAGUUGGUUCAUUGAAUUCUUUUCAAUUAUGUCGACCAAAGCUAAACUUUCUUCAAUAGUGUGUGAACUCGUUAAAUUAAAAUCUCAUCAAAAAUACUUGGAAUCAGCACAGUUGCCCAUCCAAAUGACCGAUUUAAGUGUGGAAGACAUGGCAACAAUUGCAGAAAUAAAUCAUUUGCAAGACGAGUUGAAAAAUCGAAUUCCUGCUUUCAAAUUGAAUUUAAGAAGUGAGUUGGAAAACGUAACUUCGACGGUAUCAGAAUUUCAAGAUAUUAUCGAAAGUUCGGACAGCAUACACCAAUAUCAAACGAAGGAGUAUCGAGACCGGAUUGUUUUGAUUGACCAAACAAUUCGUAAUGCUUUUCGAAAUAAUAUCAACCAACUCAGUCGCCUUAAGAACGAAUUUUGUGUGCUGGAGACAACCGUUCUACCAGAGAAUCAUUUACUAAAUGAGACAAUAAAAAUUUGUCCGAAUGUCGCGUAUAGUAGCCGUGCAGGACUAAUGAAACCAAUCGAUAAGGAAGAUAAUGUCGAUAUUAGAAAAUUUGAUGAUUUUCUUGUGGCUAACAAUGGUCACACCGGUGGCUGGAAUGAUGAAGAGCAUUUUUUGUUUUUAAAAUUGAGGACGAAAUACAAAGACAAUAUUGAUCAAAUUGUUAUGUCCAUCAAACAUAUAACCGAAGGUAAAACUGAAGAGGAUGUAAAGAAGCACAAUCAAUGGUACAUCAAGUACGUGGAACUAAAGGAGAAGAAAAAAGCAGCCAUCAAAAACUGGAAAGAUUCACAAGGAUAGAGUUUUAUUGAUCGAUUGAUCCGAUGUAAUUUUC
Bradysia coprophila is the source of this 871-nucleotide messenger RNA. RefSeq names its product coiled-coil domain-containing protein 112-like. The record is from RefSeq and is a predicted model, not a curated record. Lineage: Eukaryota; Metazoa; Arthropoda; Insecta; Diptera; Sciaridae.